This is a messenger RNA of Chondrus crispus (carragheen), 1168 nucleotides long. RefSeq lists its product as hypothetical. NCBI's taxonomy places the organism in Eukaryota, Rhodophyta, Florideophyceae, Gigartinales, Gigartinaceae. The transcript is spliced from 2 exons. Gene Ontology annotation, cellular component: nucleus. Gene Ontology annotation, biological process: base-excision repair. The record is from RefSeq and is a predicted model, not a curated record. Bases 1 to 1080 code for a protein of 359 amino acids. Gene Ontology annotation, molecular function: DNA-(apurinic or apyrimidinic site) endonuclease activity; double-stranded DNA 3'-5' DNA exonuclease activity; phosphoric diester hydrolase activity.
AUGAAAUCACCUAGAAAACGAAAGCGCCCUCUUUCAGAUUCUCAAAGGACAACAGAGAAGAUUGCAAAGAGGAAUCACCGCCCCGCCAAACCGAAAGACGACAAGAAGGAUGUUGACGAAAAUGAGGUCAAGGUUGGGGACCAGGCCAUCAGCGACGCUAUGAGAAAUAACUGUGCAGCCGCGGCUGAGCCCGAGAAUGCCGUGGAAAACGAGGGUGCGCCCGACCGUCCAUGGGGAGCUUUAGACGACCCCCACAAGCUCAAAGUUAUCACAUGGAACGUGGCCUCGUGCCGCUCCAUGAUCAAGAACGGCUCACUUUUACGCUACAUACAGCAGGAGGCUCCCGAUAUUCUAUGCUUGCAGGAAACAAAAAUGACAGAUAAGGCCGUCAAGGAGUUCCCAGAAGUAGCAGCCUACGAUGUGCACUGGAACCAUUCGGAGAAGAAAGGGUAUUCUGGAGUAGCAAUACUAGUGCGCAGGGAUUUGGACGAACGGAAGAAGGUGCGGGUAAAGAGGGUAGAGGCGGGAAUAGGGCUUGCUGAGGCGGACAAGGAGGGCCGCGUUUUAGUGUGCUACCUUUCAAGUGGAGCAGCGAUUGUGAAUGCGUACGUGCCAAAUUCGGGUCAGAAGCUAGCGCGCCUAGAAUUCCGAACGAAGGAGUUUGAGGCUGGGCUUCGAAAGUUUUUGGACGACCUAGCGAAAGAGCACCGGGUCGUCUACUGUGGAGAUUUAAACGUCGCUCACAAUGAAAUUGAUAUCCACAACAGUAAAGCGAAUCGCAAAAACGCAGGUCAUACUCCCGAAGAAAGGGAGGAGUUUUCGAAGCUGCUGUCGAGCGGGGAAGGGUGGGUCGAUUCCUUCAGGGAGCUGUACCCCAGCGUGCCAGGGUAUACGUAUUUUUCUCGGCGGUUCGGGGCGAAGCUGAAGAAUGAGGGAAAAGGGUGGCGGCUUGACUAUCAUGUCAUUGAUAAGGCAUCGUUCAAGAGUGGUGUGGUUGGAGAUGUGUAUGUGCGAACGCAGGUAGAGGGAUCUGACCAUUACCCGGUUGUGCUAGAGUAUCGAUUCGGUGAGAGCGGAUGAGAAGCUGCGAACCUAGAGGCGGAUCUUGGAUGGUUGGCAAUAAACGAACUCACUGGCACGACUACCCAGCUGAACGUCAAGCACUUCU